This is a messenger RNA of Penaeus monodon (black tiger shrimp), 2137 nucleotides long. RefSeq lists its product as uncharacterized. The record is from RefSeq and is a predicted model, not a curated record. NCBI's taxonomy places the organism in Eukaryota, Metazoa, Arthropoda, Malacostraca, Decapoda, Penaeidae.
AAUAGUCUUCACAGCCUCCUCACUCUGGACACGCUGCCCUCUCUGGAGGAAGUGUGGGUCAAGGAGGAGGGCCAGACGUCCCCGCGGGAACAAGGAACCACUGCUGCAGGUGACGCGGGCGUAGACGCCGCUGCUGCCUCCACCGCCCCCAGCACGCCCUUCCUGCCCCUGGACCUCCCGCUGCCCUCCGUCAACCUCGAGUGGCGAUCGCAGAGCCACCUGGGGACCGCCGGAGCCACCAACAUCUCUGCGCCGAUGAGGCCUCUGCCCUACGCGCCGGACAGGAGGAACGACUCUGGCCAGGACCUGACAGCCAACCCCCCUGCUCCCCCCCUCGACACCCCGCCCCCAGGGACGCCCCCUAGGAAGGACCCUCCCGCGCUCGACGCCCGAGAGGGGUCAGUGGAAGCCAGCCCUGUCUCGGCGCCCAAGUCGGGUGAAGCCUCGACGUCGCGCGUGUCUUCUCCUUCGUCCUCUUCGCCUUCGUCUUCGCCGUCCGUCAGCUCCAGUUCGUACACUUCGUCCUCUUCCUCGUCGGCGUUCCUUCCGCCGCCGUCGUCGCCGCUGUUUCCGAAUCCGGCGUCGACGCUGCUGAAGCUCCUGUCGUCGUCGGUGUUUCCCCCGUCGCCUCUGCCCUACCCCUCCCCGCUCUACUCCGGCCUCCUCCCCCAGCCGGUCUUGCCUGACCAAGCCCACGCGCUCGGGGCGCUCGAGAUCAAGAGGAAACUGGAGGCCGACCUUGAAGAGUCGCUGCGGCUCGUCAGGAAUAUGAUCUACAAGUGCUCCCCCGCCUCCUGCGAGAGCACGGGCCUCCCAAGCGGCGAAGGAGACUCCGAAGGGAAAUCGCUGCCCGAGGUCCCCGUCGACGGGUCCUCCUCGGCGACCAAACGCCAGGACGCCUUCGAUGACAAGUCUUUAAUCAGUUCAUACGAGAGAGUUUUCAGUCUGCUGGAAGGCAAGGCAUUUCCCGGCAUAGAGAACCAUGCUGGUGAAGGCGUUCCGCGGUGGUCUACUUCUGACGGCGCUCUUGAUCUCUCGAAGGACUUUCAGCGCUUAAACGAAUGUCUUAUGGAUAGCAGCUUUGGACCGAGAACUAAGAAUAAGCGCUCAAAGGACCAGGGAUCUCAAAGGAAGCGAUUAAAAGGCGGCAGUGAAGGGAAUGAGAGGAAAAGACAGAAACACACUGCAAAGAAAAAUGAACAUCAGCCACUGUCUUCAACUAAAACUGAUACAGACAAAGCUGCCCCUGGUUUCACAUCAUCUGACGUUCGUACUGGUAACACACAGCAGGAAUUCGGCAGCACUAACAAGAAAGACCCUCGCGACUCUGCCAGACAUAGACAAAAAUCCAAACGCAGUUCGGGUACGAGACGAGACCACAAACACUCAAGCAAACAUAAAGCAAGUGCCGUGAAGGCGAGAAUUCCCGAUGACACAUCUCAGAAAAAAUCACGGAAGGACAAGCAAAGAUGGACAAAAACGAAACAGUUAAAGACUCUGGAAUCUUGUCGUUGCUGCCAAGAUUCCACUACCAGUUCCGGCACCUCAACACCUCCACAGACGCACGAGGAAGAGCGCACAAGACUACACGAGACGAAACCAGGCAGCUUCAUCCUACCGAAGAAGUGCCUGAAGGAGACUUCCAGUAUUUCUUCACUCCACGCAGACAAAAGCGCCAAAUCCUGUGCAAGUAAAUUCUUAACCAAACCAACUGGAGUACCCGAAAACGCACCGACGCAGCUGCCACGCCUCCAAAACAACCGCAGCGACAGUUCUGCAGCACAGAAGACCCAGGUAGUCUGCAAGGAAGAAGACAGCAGUCCCACGGGGGAGGGCGAGAGGGACCAGAAGCCCCACUUGUCUGGAGAUGGCGAUUCUGACAGGCCGUCUUGGAGAUUCCAUGACCUGCUCUCUAGCGACUCUGACAGCGAUUCUGAAGCCGGCCACCUCAUGAUUGAUACUGACAACUGACAUGUGGAGGAUUAUCAAUUAGUGUUCAUUACACGUGACUGUGAAAAAUGAGUAAUGAAUACGUAACUGGCCGUUGACAAAAGUGUAAAAUAUAAUAUGUAAUGAAACUAGUUACCAGAUGUAAACAAGAAUGUGAAUAUGAACCACGACGAUACGUUCCAUUGCC